CACAAAGACACGCCACUCAGUACUACGAAUGUUAGGAAAGGAGUCAGGCCGGCCGCGUUUAACACCCUUUCUCAAGGUAAAGGCUGAAGUUUUUGUUGUUCAUGACAAUCGUUUACAAGCGUUCAAAAAGUAAUCCCACGUAAGACACGUUGCCAUUUUUCUCGAAAUAUGUUCAGACAUUUCACAACUUAGGAAAUUUUCGUGACGGACAAGAUGGCGGAUUUGGCGGAGGAAGGGUUCAAUAAUCUGCGUUAGUGGCGGUUUUGUGGAGUUAUUUGUUCUUUUAAACGAUUCCUCGCCCUUACGAAGUAGAAAACCAGAGGCAGAAGCGAAAAACUGGGUGAUGAGUAAAGCUGGUCCGCGAUUAGUCGUCGUGAAAGAUUUGAAUGGUGAGAUAAGCUGGUGUGCGAAUUGAUUUAGUGAGAAAAUUAUGUCGACAAUAUCACGAGAAAGGUUCUUGUCGAAGUGCUCAGGGGAAGUGCAAGUUCUUUCUGGCAUACUUGUAAAGGAUUUAUCGAAGAAAACUGUCAUGGUAAUGCAACCGCUUGCACUCGCUGACAACGAGAAGGUUAAUUGCGUUCGUUUCCAGCAUUUGCGAUCCUAAAUUUGAUUUUUUGUGCCAAAAACAAUCUAAGAUUGCAAUCUGAACGACCCCCCUUUGCACUUGGAUCGUUUAAAUUGGUAUCUCUAUCUGGUUUCAGAUCUUUGUUCCACUUAUUAUAUGAAACUGCUUUUCGAUCGCAAAAACGUGCUCUUUCAAUCAUUAGUAAAUACGGAGGGUCAAUUGAAGGUUAGUUCAGGCAAAAGACAUUUUUUGCUCCGGCCUUCGUUGUUCGAUUCUAUGCCGCUAAAGGAUUGUAGUAUAUUAAACAAAGUUCCACUGUUACUCUAAAUCCGUGAGGAAGUGAAAACGCUUAGAGAUUGUCACCGCAAAACUAUACUGUCCAAUGUCUGUGUGUGUUUAGACCGCGGCUUCUCAGCGCUUGAGGACUUGAGAGUUCGUAGUUGUCUUCUGAAUUUCUUGAAUCAAAUUCCAGACAAUUUUUAAGUUGACGAGACCCAGUAUGAGCCACCACUAGUCAAAGAGCUAAUUUUAUUUUCUUUCCCUUUCUCCACGAGAAGGCGCUUAAUUUAGCUGAAAGAAGUAAAAAACGAUGCCUUGAAAUUGACAAGAAGAUCGGAGCGGCAGGCAGUUUAACUGUAUGGAUCAAUCUUAUUUCAGAUUGUUGUUUCGGCUCGCACGAAAAUCCAAACAACCUGGAUUGUCCAAAUCCAAAAAAACUUUGGCUUAAAGGAAUGCAACCUUAAUUGGGAUUGUCUAGUAAACAUCCGAACGGGACUGUCAAAAAUAUUGUUGCGUUGUUCUCAUUGUUCCCGUUUGGAGUAAUGGCCAUGAGUGACUGUCGUACGGAUUUGGUGGAUCAGUUUUUAAUUUGGUCUAAGGAAAACAGUAUGAUUUGUAAUCCGUCGAAAUGUAAAGAAAUUAUUUUUCGGAAGAAAGGUUUUAUUCAGGAUAUUGCGCAAGUUAAUAACAUUCCACAAUGCACGGAGCUGCCCAUUUUAGGUGUUACGUUUCAGGCCGAAUUGUAAAUACAGCGAACACGUAUGUGCUAAGUUGAUUAAGGCAAAUAAGUGUCUGUUUGUAUUACGAUCUUUACGGAAGGAAGGUUUCAGUCAAGGUGAAGUGAACCUACAGCUGCACUUCAGGCCUGGCUGCACCAAUUUAGCGCCUUAGUUUUACCGAAUUUCACUUAUGGUCUGCCUGUUUUAUGGCGCUGUAGACUCAGCUCAGAUCUCACGGUCAUACAAAACUUUCUGGAUAGAUGCUUUAAAAGGAAAUACACAUCUAAGAGAAUGGACAUUCGAGAACCUUUAGAAAAGGCAGAUAAGAAGCUUUUCAAGAUACGUUCAGUGGAUCCCGAUUGCCCGCUCAGUAACGUCAAUCCGAAGAAGAAAGAAGCAAACUAUCUACUCAGAAAAAAAAGUGCUCAUCGGCCAGAUAUAAAGACUGAUGUUUAAGAAUAUUUUUGUAAAUAGGAUAAUUUUUAUAUACAAUCUUUGAUCUUCUAUUAUUUGUAUACAGUAUGUCUUGUGUAUUUUUAUCUUUUUAUUUGUAACUUAAGAUAUGUCGUUUUAUCUUAGGAGAAUAAAGAUUGAUUGAUUGAUUGAUUGAUUGAUCUUGAAAAGGUCUGAUGCUGGUUUUAGUUUUAAGGGGCCGGGGAGGCUGAAUUUAUAAAGAAAAAUGCGGGACCAACCUGUAAGGAAAUUCAGUGAUCAAGUACCGUAAAUGAUCGAUUAUAAUAUUACUUCAACUACGGAUAAAAAACUGAAGGGAGUUAUUAGUAAUUGUUAUUCUUAUUUUUCUUCUUAUUGUUGUUGUUGUACAGUUUCGCACAGGUUACCAACCUCAUAAGUCAUGGAGUUUGAGCGUGAACGAAAGCUGUGUGUUUCCAGUUCUUGCAGCUCUGUUCAAGACUCGCGUAAACUUUUACCCUCCAACAAGGCUGUUUUCGAUUGCAUUGUGAAAGAAUACAGUGGCACGGUGUCCUUUGAUGUCAUUUCAAAACGAAAAGAUUUGUUUCCUAGCGGUUGUGAGGACGUUGCUAAGUGGUUCGGAGCCAGAAAAGAAAGCUUUUUAAUCAGAGAAAAGGAAGGAAUCAUCACCGAGGUCAGUGCCUUCUGUCGAAAGGCAAGGAUUUGUUUCAAGGAGAAGUGUUUUCAGAAGGAUUGUCAGUUCUUUCACGUGUGUAGGGAGUACAUCGCUGGCUUCUGUAGGCGUGGUACUGGGUGCCAAAGAAAUCACUGCUUUCAGUACGAUCGAAAUCGAAAGUUAAUUUCGAAACUCAAGUUGGAUGGUUUGACAGACGAACAACUCCGCAAUUUGUUUCAGCUUUCAUCGCCUCAAGUAUGUUUGGACUAUAACAAUGGACGUUGCACGAACGGUUUGUCGUGCGGCCAAGUUCACAUUUGCAAGGAUUUUAUCAAGAAGAGGUGCGACUAUGAGGAAGACUGUGGUCUCCGACACGAAAGCGCGUUUGCCGAAGCUCACACCACUGCAGUACUUCAGAACUAUGGCAUGAGAGUCAUAGGAGGCAAAUUUAAUUCAGUGCUUCGCACGCUUUUGGUAUGCGAGAAAAAAAUUUCCAGGGGUUUGAAGGACCCCAAGGGCAAUAUCCCUGCUAAGGGCGUGGCCACUAGAGUGAGCAAGAAAGAUCAGCACAUAUCAUCGAAAGUAGCCGUGGCUGCAAGUGCCACUGCUAAGCCGGCUGAGGUUAAAGUCUUCGAAUGCCUUUGCAAAGAGUACGAUUGCUGUGCCUCUUUUUCUGUGAUUUCCAAACGAACAGAUUUGUUCCCGUCUGAAUUUAAGGAUAUAGAAUCGUGGUUUUGUAGCAGGAAAGGAAGUUUCCUCAUUACAGAAGACGAUCACGGAAAGAUAACCCAAGUGGACGCUUUCUCUACAAAAGCACGUUUAUGUCUCAGUUACAAUAACUCUUAUGGGAAGUGCAAUAGAGGGAACUGUUCCUACUUGCACGUCUGUAGAGAGUACAUAACCGAUUCCUGUAGCAACGGAGCAACAUGCCCGCGAAAUCAUCACUUCCAAGAUGAAAGAGAAAGAGCUCUAUUGUCGAAGAUUAAGCUUGACAAGUUAACAGAUGAGCAACUUAGGAAGCUCGUUCUUUCAUCUACUCCCCAAAUCUGUGUAGAGUACAACCAUGGUUUAUGUGAUCGUGCUGAGUCGUGUUCUAAAAUACACAUGUGUAAAGAACAUUUGAAAAAGUGUUUUAGAAGGGGAUAUGGCUGUGACUUACUUCAUGAAGAAGCCAUGAACACUGAACACACCCAAGCGAUCCUUGAACGUUUUCAGCUAGGACACCAUAAAUUAGACCUGGUAAAGAGAAUUAUUCUUGUUUGUGAUCAGCGCGAGAAAUCCGCCUGUUCAAAAGAAAAAACUACAGGUAAGUAAUGUAAAAUUCUGUUAUCCCUACGACAUCUCUCUCUAUUUAGGUAAUUUUCGUUUUAAUACGCAUUUUCCGUAGAAAAAUAGUCGCUUCCAACCUAAGACGCUAAAAACGUAGUAGUCUUCAAGGUCCACAGCUAGGUACUUUAAUGCUGCGGUUUUCGAAACCCGGGGCACAAGAAGCCUUACUUAUUAAAUUACAUUGUUGAACAGUAAGUUUGAACAUCAUGAUUUUAGCGGAAAGGGAAAAUUUAGCUUUAGAUAUAACACAAUGAAAGUGUUUAAAAGAAGGAAGCUGCCAAUGAAAGACGGAGGGCUAAGACGGGUAUAAAAAAUUUCCACCCUGGCCGAGGGUUUAGAAAAGUUGGAUUUUCCGUUACCGUUUUGAUCGUGAACGUGAAGACGGAAAACCAGUCUGACAAAAAAUAACAAAGUAAAGAUAAAAAUAAAUGAAUGUAAAUCUUGAAAUACGUUGUUAUCAUAUAUAUAUAUAUAUAUAUAUAUAUAUAUAACUACUGAUACAGUACCUCAAUAGUCAGUGGAAGUAAUGUUAAUCAUGAAAAUGAUUAAAUGAGCCAUCAUUUCUCUUUUUUUUUUUUACUCAAGGCAUUCUGACAGGACACAUUCUCUUCAACAAGCCAGAAGCACCUAUUUGCACAGAGUAUAUUCUUGGCAAAUGUAAGAAUGGUUCUAAGUGUACAGGCCAUCACUGCUUUUUGCCUUACCAUUGGCAAUAUAGCGCAGAUGCAGGUGAAUGGAAGAGUUUUAAUGAAAAAGACAACGAGAAGCUGGAAAAAGUGUAUUGCGACGUGACACUCGAGAAAUGUUCUGCUACAGGCAUGCAAAUAUCACAUGAAAGGUAUGUUAUAAGAAUUAUACACUGAGAAUCUUGUCAAAUUAAUGGAUUUUCACUCAUUUAUACUUAUAAUAAUUAUGCGAAGUUAGUAGACAUACUUCAGCCCAAAACUAAUGUAUGAGAAAAGAUAAAGGAGUAUGUUCAAAUGCAAGGGCUAAAGACAAAUGAACCAACAACAACAACAACAAUAAGCUUUAUUUGCGUUACUAUAACAAAGUAUUACAGUAUUGCAAAAGCUACUUGAAUUUAAUUAUUGAUUUCUUUUUAAAUUAAUUAUUUAAAAUAACUUUAAAUAUAAUAAUCAUUGCUUAUUUUCAACCAUUAGUAGGAUUAAUUAUUCCGUAGACAAGUUUGUCUCUCAAUUCAUUGCCUUUACACAGCCGUUGUUUUAUUUUUCGUUUCGUUCUUUUGGAAAACAUUGGCGAGCGCGCGAGCGAGGCGAACAUGCAAGCGAAGCGAAACAGUAUUUUAGGUUCUAGUUUAGAGAAGAAGAUCUCUCUUAUUGAAGAAAAACUUGGACAACUAAGUGAGUUUCAUCUUCAAUUGUUUUACAAUUGCAGAGACUGCACAGCCUUUCAUCACGUGGUAUAUUGUCGUAUUUACCUGUCUCAAUCCUACGUUUGUGACUGUUUAUUCUCAGUUUUACGAAAUAAUGUUUUCCUAGAAGGGUUCUUUCUUGUUAGAUCUAGGUAGGUAGGGGGGCUAUAAUUCGCUUUGAUUUGGUGGGACCAAAACAUUGGCAUUUUAUGGUAUGGUGCAUUUUUUUAAACAUGAAUGAUAGGUUGACAUUAUUAUCAUUUUAAUAUUCAUAUUUUAGCUAUGGAUUUUUACUCCUUGACGAGAUGUAUGAUGUCGAUUUGCUCAACAAUAAGCUACUGAUUACACGGAAAGAUUUUGAAGUCACGAAACUACGACGCCUAUCUACGGAGUCUUACGUCAACUCAAGCAGCCCCUUAGCUACGGAGUGGAUAUGGUACUGGCAGGACGAAAAUGGACUCUGGAGGAUGUAUGAUCAAGACCACACUGUGAGUAUGGAGAAAUCAUGAUACCUCAAAUCCUCUACUAAGCUCGCCCCCUCUCAAAUAAGCCCCCUCCCUUUAAUAAGCCCCUCCCUUUUCAGGAGAAGAAAAUUAAUAAGCCCCCCCUUCCCCCUUUAAUUGUUCUUCACUAAUAAAUGAUAGACCGUAUUAAUCAAUCACAACCGUAAAACUUCAUGUGGACUGAUCCGAGAUGGUAUAUUUAUCAACUCCUGGAAGUUCGGAUUUGUUUGUGAUCCUCGGCUGCAUAACCUCUAACCUCCUUGUACUUGAGUUUUUCCACUUUGUAUUCUAGUUCUUUAUGGACUACUGAUACCAUCGUCUGUUCUAAAUUAAAUAAUCCUCCCCUCUCAAAUAGGCUCCCGUCUCCAUAAAGGCCCCCCCUCAAAUGGGCUUGAAAUAAAUAAUCCCCCAGGGAGCUUAAUAAAGGAUUUACGGUAACUCACCUGUAAGUAGCCUUACAGUCCCUCAAGGUAAGUGGUGGAGGGGUGAGGGGCGGUUAGGGCCCACCUUGGGUUGUUUCUGUGUAAAGGUUCUGCGAGAAUUGAAGGUUUAAUGGAUAGCUUUUGGUGAGCUCCGCAAGGUUAUUAGUAAUACAGUCGACUCCCGAUAACUCGAACCCUCGCUAACUCGAACCUCGCGCUAACUUGAGCCAGAAUCGAUUUUCCCUGGAUUUCCGUGAUACAUUUACUGUAAUUUUACCCUCGGUAACUCGAACCCUCGAUAACUCGAACUCCCGCUAACUCGAACCAAUUUUCGUUUCCCCUCAGGUCAUUUUCUUUAUAGUUUUACCCUCGAUAACUCGAACCAUGUUUGGAGCCCUGAAAAAGUCGGGAAAAACGCCGUCUACGGGCGUCCGAAACAUUGAAUUUGGAUUUCCUGUUGACGUGUUGUAGGAGUGUAGUUUACUAGUGGAGGCUGAUGUUGAUUGUCACAGGCUAACGUGAAGCAGCUUUUUUUCUCAAAACAAUAAAACGCAUGCUCUAUUUAGGCUAUGUUUUGUUGCGUUACGUUCUGAUUUAUAAUUUAGAAGUAUCUUUUAAUUUUCACUUGACAUUUCUGCAAUUAAAUGUGAUUAAAAUGUUCACUGUGCAGUAAAACUGUUUUUUACGUUACUCUCGGCUAUUUUCUUCGAACACCCGACAACUCGAACCUUUUUUCGAUUUCCCUUGAAGGUUCGAGUUAUCGGGAGUCGACUGUAAUAAUAAUGCUAAAUAAUUAUUUAUCUACCCCCCUUAUGGGGCUUUUCAGGGAUAAUAAUAAUAAAAAAAAAUGAUUCAAAUAGAACAUAAUAUGUUUAAGGAUCCCAACUGGUAGGAGGCAAACCAGUUGGCUAUUUACAUGCGUGGUCGAGGAUUUGAACUCCAGACUACCAAGAACAAAUCCAGCUAGUGGUUAGGGCGGGACUUCAACUCGGGGCUUCCGGAUUGCAAGUCCAGCGCUCUCACUACUCGGCCACGCUUCCUCCACGAUAUGGAGGCAAUAUUAUGGGAUAUGAAAAGCUUCUCUAGGGGAUCUGUGUAGUAUACAUCCGGGACGAGCCUAGCGCGGGAAUUCUGGGGUCAUGUAACUUGACGAAGUUCGGUUUUGGAGUGUAGCGGUGAGAUGAGGAGUCCUCGUAUGGCCUCAGUGGCUCUUUAGAAAUGCUGUUAUCUGUAGUGUCAUUCAAUUCGUUCGGGGAAAUGAAAGGAAAUCUCUUUUCCCACGGUAGACAAAAAAGGGAGAAACCUUUUGUACGUCUACGGAUGAAGUUGUUGCAUACUGAUUGUGCUGAAAGGAACAAAUGAUUUCUCCAAACCAGUAAGAGAUUUCAAAGAGUUUUGUCGCUCAAAAGCCUGAGGUAAGCUUGUCAACUCUUUCAGUCAAAUCAGAAUCUGAAACAUGAUUGAUUUAGUUUAAAAGUAUUGAAAAGCAAAUGGAAACACUAGACUGUUCACAGUCCCCUAUUUUUUCGUGAGAUCGUCGAGAUAUAGCGCGUCUUACCGUUAAUGGCGGCCAUCUUGAUUUUCAAAUGUACCGAGCUGGGGGCGGGCGUCGGGUAGCCCCUAAGUAGUUUUGACACUCAUGUAAGAUGGCAGCCCAUAACGCAAAGCCCUCGAUCUCGACCAUCCUCCGGAAAAAUAUAGGACUGUGAACAGUCUAUGGAAACACCGUGGAGAGGUUUCAUUUACAUGGUCCCAUGCCCAACAGGAUAAAAAGUAUGUCGCCAGAGUUUUCCAUGGGGGCGAAAUCUUUACUUUAACAUCGUAUAUGGCUGUAGUCUUUAUUUAAAGUCUUGUCCUGCGUAGAUGAGCAUUAUAGCUAUUUGCGGGACAUAAAGUAUUGUAACUUUUUAUUUCAUUAAAUACAUACAUUCUUGUUGUUGUUGUUGUUGUUGUUGUUAGUUUCAGAGUAAUCGGGCAGAACCCCCGAUUAAGAGUUGGACUUGCUGGAUAUGUGACUGGUAUAUUAGGCCAACACAACAAACAUUCCAAGUAAUAUAUGGAGCGCGCUUUUUAAUUUGGUACAUCAGUAAAAUUCUGUAUAGAGUAGUGUAUGGUAUCUUGUCUCGACAAGCAACCUUGUUAUUUUUAGGGAAAAGAUCUUCAAGAAUCCCUAGAAAAAGCCUUCUUGAACAAGAAAAACGAUUUCAAGUUUCGGAUUGCGGAACAGGAUUACAUUUUAAGUUUUAUACCAUCAAGUGACAUGUGCCAGAAAAACGUCAAGUAUGGCACGACGAAAAAAGUGCGAAGAAGGCCUGGAAAAUUUGUGUCUAAGGAUGACAUUUCUCAGCUUAAAAGGUAUUUGUGUUGUAGAAUUAAUUAAUGACAAGAACUUUAUCCCUUGCCACCGAUAAUAUAUAGAUUUAGCCAGGGCUAAAAGCGAAGCUCUUGUUAAUAAAACUUGUAAACAAAAAAAAUUAAAUCGUCUAAUGCUAAACGGGGAGGCCAAUGGAAAUGGCAUCAAUAGAUCUAAUUAGCAAAAAAACAAAUUGCACGUGCAGCACACUUUUUUUUCUAAUUAGCAAAACAACAAAAUUUGCACGUGCAGCACGCUUUUCGUCCUUCUUUGCCGUUGUUUUGCACAACUACAACGCUGUUUUGUAGGACUAAACGUCAAACUUCCUAGUUGCACAUUAUUUUUAUGGAGGAAUUCUUACCCAAUAUUUUGUCUCCUGUGUUGAUGUUCGCUUUUAUUUUUCAGUGCCGCUCAGUUUCACCUUGCUGGCCACUAGCAUUUCUCAUUGUCUCAGAGCCGCUUUGAAUUUUCAUGUUUUUCUUCCUACAAAAUUCUUCUCUUUUGUUCUCAGAAACUAGCUCUAGCUCAGUUUCUCUGUUAUCCACGUGAGUGUAAACAUCAAAAAUAACGUUGAAAAAGACACGACUUUGUUGUUGUUUUUUCUUUCUAAAAGUCCGGGCGGCCAUGCGAUUUCUUUCCAAAUAAAACCUUGAGAUGCAUUUGGGUUGCCAUACCUGUUAAUUGAAUUAUUUUACAUUGGUAUGUCUGUGGUGCGGACGGACGGUCGGGCGGGCGGGCGGGCGGUCGGUGUACGGUCACGUGAUUACCAAAUUUUCUCGGAUGGGUAGUUUACCACAUUUUUUUACCCAUGGUGCUCCGCUGCGCGCUUCGCGCGCGAGAGCUCCGCUAUGAUGGGCCAGUUUCUUUAUUUCAAAAUAAUUACCUUAAAACCUCACAUAUUCUUUUCACUGUGAAAUUAAGGUGACCAAAAGAAAUGUUUUGGUAAAGCUCUGUUUUAAGAUAAAAACUAGGUACCCAGCAAGACAAUGAUUUAUGUAAAAUUUGACCGCAGGUGUGGUCGUUCAUUUGCAUUAUAAUCAGUCACAAAAACAUGUCACAUGAUGGGCCAUGAUGUGAUGUGUAAUCUGUUGGAAGCUGGUCAUUGAUACCUGAAGCGUGUUUCGUGAAAAUUACCUCAAUGUGCUUUUACUGUUUAGGUAAAUGGCGGAUACCUCUUUGGAGCCCACAGACAGCCCCCGUGGGCUAAUCUGAUGGAUCUAUAGAGGAAAACUUAUGGUGUAAGCAUUUAAGUGAAACAUCGGGUAAUAAUUCUUUCACAGAAAACAAUCAGUUGCUCAUUUACGUGCUAUAAAUUCACUGAACUAUACGUUGGAACAUUCUUAAGAGAAUAAACUGCAAAACAAUGUGCCACUGCAUUGGAGCAGUGUAAAAGUGCAGACUGCGGACUGGCUGCGGCGCGGACUACUGUUUUUAGGGCUAGAAAACAAUGGGACUAUUGUUCUCAAGUUCACAUUUGCAUGGUGAAAAAAAUAGUCCGCACUGUGUUUUACACUGACCGCACUGCAUUACCAUCUUUUUCAUUAGGUCUCAGAACGCAGUGAGUGUCGAGCAAAGGAGUAAUACAAGAGUCACUAAUACGCCAAAUCAUUGGUCUUCCAUGCUAUCCAAGAGGCAAUAUCAACGUGUUUCGUUAUCAAGACUUUCUGAAGAAUUUAAAGAAGUGGAAAAACUCUUCAAAAAGUCCAUCAAACGGAGUGUGGUAAUUGUUGGAAUUGAACGAGUGCAAAACCCUUUCAUGUGGGAAAAGUACCAAAGGUACUACUAAACAAAUGCAUUAAACGUAAGGUAUUAAAAACUACGUCCUGACCAAUAAACGUUUCCGUCGCUUAUUACAACCCUAGAGGUGUGAGGAAACUCUAAUUGUCCCUAAAACAUAAAGAAAGACAAUAUCAAAACAUAAGGAUCACGAGGGCUUAACUUGAGUGCCGCGAGGGUUUGCGAGGCACGUUUUCCUAGUAUGGGCUGGUCAUUUGUGAUAAAUAGUGUUUUUCAAUCAAUACAUCUUUAUUGGAAGGGAGAUGGGGGAGGGGGGGGGGUUGGUUUGGUGGGGCUUAUUUAAAAGGCGUGGGCUUCAUAGAUUAUUAGUGCUAUUUAACUAUCCUCUUUUUUUCCAAAAAAAUAGCUCAAACAAUUUUCCAAAAUUGUUUUUUUUAUAUUUGUAUAUGCAUAAUUCACAUUUUAUCUUGUUUUGUCUUUUUAGUUUUUCGAGCGUUUUUAACAUGAGCCUCGACUCUGGCUCGGAAGAUUAUGCAAACACUUCUUACGUCUUCGAGAUUAAAUAAAUUAUUCUAUUCCAUUCUACCCUCAUAUACUGUAUCUGCAUGUACCCAUCUUAGUCUUAUUUACUCGGGUUGCUUGAGGGUCUUUCUCACUCCCACUCGUUUCUUACAGUAAGCUCCUUUCAAACCCUCUAAUCCCCUUCUCAAGAACGCUUCAGAGGCAGAGCAAUUGAUUUGAGAAAGAGAUCGAUAGCCCACAAAUUAGGUUGAAUUUUAUGACAUCAGUACGCGUAUUUUCGUUAUUGAAAAACACACAUGCGCGCCCUUCGGUUGUUCAUCCUCUUUAUAGUUCUUUAUUCAAUAUUAAAUUAAAGCGAAUGAUAGGACUUCAAGGCCAAAAACAAAAGUUGACUUUCAUUACUGUAUUUUAUUCAGGAAAAAGGAAAACAUGGCAGCAGCGAGGAUUGGCUCUACCAAGGGACGGUUUGUUAACGAGAGGCAAUUGUUUCAUGGAACUGACCCUAAAAACGUAGAAGGUAUCUGUAAACAUAACUUUGACUGGCGUCUUCAUGGGACGAACGCAACAGUUUACGGAGAAGGAAGCUAUUUUGCAUUAAACUCCUCGUACAGCGAUAGUUACGCUAAGGAAGAUUCUAAAGGGUCUAAGUUCAUGUUCGUCGCCAAGGUUCUCGUUGGGUCUUACACUAAAGGCCAGUCCAGUUAUCGGAGGCCACCGUCAAAGGAGCCUUCGAACCCCGCAAGUGAUCUGUACGAUUCCUGUGUUGAUGACAGGUCAUUUCCAACCAUUUUCGUCAUUUUUGAUACUGAUCAGUUCUACCCGGAGUACAUAAUCGAGUACACCACUGCUCGAGGCGGUCAUCAGCAGCCUGCGGGACCCGCGAGACCUACAAGACCUGUGGCAAGAGCACCAGCUCCAACGCCUAGACGCUCACCAGCUGCAAAGGUAGUGGCAACUAAAGCGCAUUACAAAGUUAGCGGCCCAUCCACCAGCCCAUCCACCAGUUACCAGACGAGCACAACCUCGAGUGUGCGUUCGCGUGUUCAAGCACCUGGUACAGGCGGUUACACUUCCACAUCCAGCACAACAUCUGCAAAUUAUUAUCAUUCACCCGUAGCAGGAGUGAGCCCAAAUACCAGCAGCGCAUCAAUCCAAAAUCAGUCUCUUCCCACGGCUUCAACUUCUACUUCAUAUGCGUACUCUGGCGGGUCAAGCAAUCAUUCGGUUUCACCUUCCUUAUCUCGAUCAUCCAGUCCAGCCUUUACGCCCAAAAAGCACAAGGGUUCUUCAAAAAAUAAGAAAUGUUUAGUUAUGUGAUUUCUUCCAUUGUUUUUGUUGAUUUUGUUGCAGCAGCGUUGAAAGAAGAAGAAAGUUUUAAAAACUAUCACAAAUGUUAAAU
This is a messenger RNA of Porites evermanni, 12287 nucleotides long. NCBI's taxonomy places the organism in Eukaryota, Metazoa, Cnidaria, Anthozoa, Scleractinia, Poritidae. The record is from the annotation of a GenBank genome assembly.